GGACCCGCCUCUUUCUGCGCUCAGCGGCGCUGGCCCAGCUGGGGAGGAGUCGACAUGGCAAUGGGCGAGGCGCUGCCCCCAGAGGAGCGAGGGAGCCCGACCGAGAGGCGGUUGCCCGCCUGCAACAAGCGGAGCCGAAAGUUUGGGCUUGUCAGCGUCCGCCGGAUGAUGGGGGAGCUGGAGGGAUUCGACGGGAGCUGUUCUGCACCAGCCACCGCUUCUGGAUGCUGAGCCGCCGCGUCGUCAGCAUGCCGGCAGCGCUGCAGGAAGUGCUUGGGAGUUCAUGCGAGGAGCCUCCGCUCUGAGGCCGUGCUCGCCAAGCGGCUUUCCUUCUGGCGCGGCUCUCGGAGGAAUCGGGCCGAUAGCGACACUUUCUUCUUCCGCCCGGGGACGCAGCUGCCGGGCUCACCGGAGUAGCCGGCAGCCCGCGACGCCUCGCCAACCCCAGCUGCAAAGGAGCGCCUCCUUAGGCGAUGCCCGUUUUAGGUUCCCCUGAAACCAGCCGAGAGACGUCGGCUUGCGUGAAUGGGUGGGAUUUAUGCCUUUUUGAUUAGGGGUUUCAGGCUCGAUCUUCCAAGCGGCCGGUGGCUUUUUCAUAAGGAUAGCCCUACGGUUAAAGAUGUACACGUUUGUGGUGCGAGAUGAGAACAGCAGCGUCUAUGCUGAAGUCUCUAAAAUUCUCCUCGCCACUGGACAAUGGAAGCGACUCAAAAGAGACAAUCCCAGAUUCAACCUCAUGUUGGGCGAGAGAAACAGGCUGCCUUUUGGGAGACUGGGACAUGAACCUGGACUUACGCAGUUGGUGAACUACUACAGAGGAGCUGAUAAACUUUGUCGAAAAGCUUCUUUAGUGAGAUUAAUCAAGACAAGUCCUGAAUUGGUGGAGUCUUGCACAUGGUUUCCAGAAUCCUAUGUGAUUUAUCCAACCAAUUUGAAGACACCAGUAGCUCCAGCAGAGAACGGGCUUCAUCACCUGAUAAACAACUCAAGAACAGAUGAAAGGGAAGUCUUCUUGUCAUCCUAUCAGAAGAGGAAAGAGAGUGGAGAAGGAAAUGUGUGGAUAGCCAAAUCUUCAGCAGGAGCCAAAGGUGAAGGAAUUCUUAUUUCUUCAGAGGCUACUGAACUUCUGGACUUCAUAGAUAAUCAAGGACAAGUGCAUGUGAUUCAAAAAUAUCUGGAGAAGCCUAUGCUCUUAGAACCAGGUCAUCGCAAAUUUGAUAUUAGAAGUUGGGUCCUAGUGGAUCACCAGUAUAGUAUCUACCUCUACAGAGAAGGCGUUCUACGGACCUCUUCAGAAUCUUACAACAGUGCUAAUUUCCUUGACAAAACCUGUCAUUUGACCAAUCACUGCAUACAGAAGGAAUAUUCUAAAAACUAUGGGAGAUAUGAAGAAGGGAAUGAAAUGUUUUUUGAAGAGUUUAAUCAAUAUCUGAUGAAUGCUUUGAACAUUACUUUGGAAAAUACAAUCUUACUGCAAGUCAAAAAUAUAAUAAGAAGCUGCCUUAUGUGUAUAGAACCUGCUAUCAGCACCAAACAUCUUCAUUAUCAGAGUUUCCAGCUCUUUGGUUUUGAUUUCAUGGUGGAUGAAGAUUUGAAGGUUUGGCUAAUUGAAGUCAAUGGUGCUCCUGCAUGUGCCCAGAAACUUUAUGCAGAGCUUUGUCAAGGUAUAGUGGAUGUAGCCAUUUCUUGCAUCUUUCCUCUGAAUGACACCAUUCAAAAGCAGAGCCAACGAUCUGUAUUUAUAAAGUUGUGAUGACUGAGAUAAAAUGAACACACGGGGAAGCUGCCGCCUGUUUGAAUCCAGGGAAGACCAAGAAACACUGCAUCUGCACAUCAUGCCAAAAAAAAAGAAGGGAAAAAGUGGCAUAAUUUUUUAAUUUCAGAAGAGGAACAUUUCCAAGGAAAGCCCCAGAUGAACCAAAAAGCUCUCAUCAACUCCAAA
Messenger RNA from Candoia aspera, 1942 nucleotides. RefSeq names its product tubulin tyrosine ligase (gene TTL). The coding region runs from base 620 to 1753 and encodes 377 amino acids. The transcript is spliced from 7 exons. Gene Ontology annotation, cellular component: spindle microtubule. Gene Ontology annotation, biological process: microtubule cytoskeleton organization; protein modification process. Gene Ontology annotation, molecular function: tubulin-tyrosine ligase activity. Lineage: Eukaryota; Metazoa; Chordata; Lepidosauria; Squamata; Candoiidae. The record is from RefSeq and is a predicted model, not a curated record.